Messenger RNA from Chelonia mydas (Green sea turtle), 5534 nucleotides. RefSeq names its product ST6 N-acetylgalactosaminide alpha-2,6-sialyltransferase 5 (gene ST6GALNAC5). NCBI's taxonomy places the organism in Eukaryota, Metazoa, Chordata, Testudines, Cheloniidae. The coding region runs from base 412 to 1413 and encodes 333 amino acids. Gene Ontology annotation, biological process: oligosaccharide metabolic process; ganglioside biosynthetic process. The record is from RefSeq and is a predicted model, not a curated record. Gene Ontology annotation, molecular function: alpha-N-acetylgalactosaminide alpha-2,6-sialyltransferase activity. The transcript has 5 exons.
UCAAAUAAAUUGGUUAGUCUCUAAGGUGCCACAAGUACUCCUUUUCUUUUUGCGAAUACAGAUUAACACGGCUGUUACUCUGAAACCUUUAACUUCUACUUAUCCUGAAACUGCCUUAGUGCUGGAGACGAGGAAGGACCCGGAGUAGUUUAGGACCCAGCAGACAGUGGCAGGCGGCAGUUGUGUAGAUCACUGAGAGACUAAGAGGGUCCAGUCCAGUUUUAAUUCUGUCUCUAAUCUCUGCCACAGCAGUGCUUUCCCCAACAGCCCCAGCUCGGGCUCGGGCGUCUCUCUCUCCAGCCUGAUCCCCGGCAAAAAACAUGUCACUGGCUUCCUCACAGUGGCAACCCUAGAGGGAAAAGUGGCCCCAGAUGCGCAAGCCUGAGGAUUCGGUACAAAGAGGUGCACAAAAUGAAGACCCUGAUGCGCCAUGGGCUGGCGGUGUGUUUAGUGCUCACCACCAUGUGCACCAGCUUGUUGCUCAUCUACAGCAGCAUCGGCGGCGGGGGCCAGAAAGAGCCGAGCCAGCAGCAGCAGCAGCAGGUGGCGGCGGCGGCCAGUGGGAAGCCGGAGAGCGAGCAGCCGGGCCCCAGCCAGCAGCGCCCCAGGCUCCCUGUGGGGGCUGGGCUCCUGGAGGGCUACAGCGGCGUCCUGGACCACAAGCCUUUGAAAAUGCACUGCAAGAGUUGUGCACUGGUAACCAGUUCUGGACACCUCUUGGGAAGCAAACAAGGCAACAGAAUUGACCAGACUGAGUGUGUAAUACGAAUGAACGAUGCACCCACUCAAGGUUAUGGAAAAGAUGUUGGAAACAAAACUAGCCUUCGAGUCAUUGCACAUUCUAGUAUCCAGAGAAUUCUGCGAAACCGCAAUGAACUGUUAAAUAUGAGUCAAGGUACUGUGUUUAUCUUCUGGGGUCCCAGCAGCUAUAUGAGAAGAGAUGGAAAAGGUUUGGUUUAUAAUAAUCUGCAAUUGAUGAAUCAGAUACUACCUCAAUUAAAAGUAUAUAUGGUUUCUCGGCACAAGAUGCUUCAAUUUGAUGACCUCUUCAAACGGGAAACUGGCAAAGACAGGAAGAUAUCCAACACUUGGCUUAGCACAGGAUGGUUCACGAUGACUAUCGCAUUAGAACUCUGUGACAGGAUAAAUGUUUAUGGCAUGGUGCCACCAGAUUUCUGCAGGGAUCCUAAUCAUUCUUCAGUACCUUAUCAUUAUUAUGAACCUUUGGGACCUGAUGAAUGUACAAUGUACAUUUCACACGAGCGGGGACGAAAGGGCAGCCAUCAUCGUUUUAUCACAGAGAAACGAGUGUUUGAGAACUGGGCACGGACAUUCAAUAUUCACUUUUUUCAACCAGACUGGAAACCAGAAUCACUUACGAUAAAUCACCUGGAGAUUAAACCCGUGUUCUGAGGAAUGAACGCACAAGACUGCAAUCACAAUCACCUACUGUAUCAGGCUUCAGGGUAUUGAACCUCGCAGAAGAGCAAAGCAAUCUAAAAAAGCAAGGUUAACAGGAUUUGUGGGUGGAAACUGCUACAAUAUUCAGGAAGUUCUUGCGAAGAAAUACAUAAAAGGACAUUUUGUAUCCAAUUGUAUCAUAAUCCAGUAAUUAACAUUGUCUGGCCAGCUCACCUCCUGUAAAGUAUGUGAUCUGUAAAAAACAACUUGACUAUCGUUAAUGGGAUGUUUAAUUCAUUAUAGUUUUUUAAAGCACGUUGCCACUGAAUUUUCAUAGUGAAAACUUAAAAUACUUAUUUAAUGGAGGUUUUUAUGCAGGCUAGGCCAGUAUUUUUCUAAUUCCCAAUUAUGUGAUUAUCUUUCAUAAGCCUACAAACCCAAAAUUUAUUGCUGGUCAUAUAGAAAGGUCUAGCUUCUUGUUUAUAAGUUUUUCCUUUGAAAAAUAUGAUUCUAUUGAGCAUGUAAUUAAUAUUUGAUCUGUAAAUGUUGUAUUUCUUUUUAAAUUGCCGGGCUCCACUCCAAUAUAGAGUCUUUAACGGCAAAAAAAUUCCCGUGUGACGAUCAUGUGAGAGACGCUACAAUCUGACAUUUCACAUUAAUAUGAAAAUGACAAAGAAAAUUCCUUUUGAUGUAAAUGUGCACUUGCUGCUAUGAUGUCAGGCUGCUCUUUCUUAAUGGAGAGGGAGUAGAGGGCAGGGCAAGGUUUACUAGAUUGUAUCCUGGGAUAUCGCCACCAUCUGUGGCACUGUGCAUAUAAUUAAGACUGAAAAAUGAGAGGGGCCACUUCAGGAGGUCAGAGAACUCUCAGUAACUCCAUCAUUCUGUUUGGCCUUUUAUAUUUCCCACUAACUCUGUAAUGCUCCCAUUUCCAGAUGCAAUCUGCAAGACAGCCUGCAAUGGAUUAAGAGUACAUGAACUGAAUCCUUCCCCUACGAUAGGUACUUACGUGAUGUUCCUAAGUCUACACCAACCAGCAGAAUAGAAAUUGUUUGGCAUCAAUUAUAUGAGAUAUACAUUACCACUCCAAACUCUCUCCUAUCUAUUUCCCCAGUAACUUUCUUCUCAUAGAUCCUGGGUCACAGUGAGGUUAGGAGCCUGAGUGGAUUGAGAUCAGUGGUUCUGAGACUGUCCUCUUGAGGACAAAAAGUAGCAGAACAUGGCAGGUUCUUCAUGAUGCACAUGUGGCUAGUUCCUGUGAAUUACAGUGGUGGACACUAAUAGUUCUAUAUAUGGAAAUUCACAGUGGGGUCUUAUUGGGUUAUAAUGGCUUGCACAGAAAGAUGGAUUUCAUUUCCUGUUUCAGAGUAGCAGCCGUGUUAGUCUGUAUUCGCAAAAAGAAAAGGAGUACUUGUGGCACCUAACAAAUUUAUUUAUUCAUUCGAUGAAGUGAGCUGUAGCUCACGAAAGCUUAUGCUCAAAUAAAUUUGUUAGUCUCUAAGGUGCCACAAGUACUCCUUUUCAUUUCCUGUGUUGUUUUUCCUUUCAACUCCCAACUACUAAAACUCAAUCACUUUUUCAAAGUAAUUUCUGGGAGUAAUUUACUUAUUACAUGAGUACUAUAAUUCAGGCAAUAAAGCUCCUUCAUUGUACAAAGAGUGAAACCAAAGCUAUUGUUAAUGGUUGAUCUUAAAAUAUCAAAAGUCAGGAACUCAAAAGUGAGGUGCAAUACCCCGUGGCAGUGGGAUCACACUGGGUGUACACAAUUUGCCCAAAUUCACACCUGAUGGGAGUAGCUGCACCUCCUGUGGAAGUCUCUGCCUCGUACUCAGCCAGGACAUAAGCAGUGGUGGCAUUUGGUUAGAAAAUGGGUCACAUAGCAUAAUUUGCACCAAUUUAGCAUUCAGUGGAGUCUAAGCCAUAACUGCAAGGAGGUGGAAGGGAUGCAGCAAGUAGGAUAGAGCCGUCCUUCUCCUUUGUCUCAGUUGGUAUUUUCCCCCUGCUGCUUACCCCUUCAGUCUGCAAACCCCUGAAUGCAAAACUAGUACAAGUUACAUUACUUGCCCAUUAUUUACCCCCCAUUCUCUGGCCAAUUUUCAGCUGAUGUUUAAUUUCCACCAUUUAGAGAAGGGGUUCUCAAACUUCAUUGCAUCAUGACCCUCUUCUGACAACAAAAAUUACUACACAACUCCAGAAGGGGGGACCGAAGCUUGAGCCUGCCUGAGCCCUGCUGCCUCAGAUUGGUGGGGAGAGGAGGGGGGCAAAGCCUGAGCCUCAUCACCCGGGCAAGGGUGGGGGCAAAGCUGAGGCAAGGGGCCUGUAACCUGAGCCCAGCAACCCAGGGCUGAAGCUCUCAGACUUCAGCUUCUGCCCUAGGUGGUGCAGCUCGGGCUUUGUCCCCGGGUGCUGGGGCUCAGACUUCAGCUUCAGUCCUGGGCCCCAGCAAGUCUAAGCCAGCCCUCACAACCCCAUUAAAAUGGGGUCAUGACCUGCUUUGGGGUCCCGACUCUCAGUUUAGGGUGACAAGGAGUCUGGUGGCACCUUAAAGACGAAUAGAUUUAUUUGGGCAUAAACUUUCAUGGGUAAAAAGAACCACUUCUUCAGAUGUUUAGGGUGAGCCUCCCAGCCUAGGUAGACAGACACACACUAGCUCAAGUUGAGGUCACCUACUAAAAACGAGCACUGAGGAUGUUGUGGCACAAGCAGUGCCAUGGGCUAGUCACCGGAGUACAAGCCCUCUUGACACCCCACUGGCCCCACCAGAUCCCUACUCACGUGGCUAGCCUGUGUCAUAAUGUCCACACCGCUAUUUUAAGCACAUUAGCUUGAGCAGAGGUAGCUUGUGGACAGGCAGGCAUGGUACCAGCUACUGUGAAGACAUACCCAUAGUGACUGUGUUUUAUUCCUCCCAUGUUAUGUCAUGGCACCUUAGAAACAAAAGAAUGGAUUUUAAACUGAUUAUGUGAAGAGCCAUUUCACCCUGGCUACUGGCGGCAUAUCCCACACAUAGUGCUAAAAUUGGUGAACUUCAGUCAAAUUGAUUUACAGAACAUGUUAAUUGUCACUGUAAAAGAUUUUGUUAUAGAUUACAAGGCUUCUAAGCUGCCAUAGUGACCUAUCUUUUAGUUACUUUAUUAUUGGUUUAAUGCUAAAAGGAUUUUGGACGUGGUAAAAUAUAGCACUGUUAGGGUAUGUCUACACUGCAAAAAGAAACUGGCAGCACACAGUCUCAGAGCCCAGUCCCUUGGCUGCGACUCAGGCUCUGGGACUAAAAAUAGACUAAAGUAGAGACGAUCAGGCUCGGGUUGGCGCCCAGGCUGAGUCCCUCCAUCCUUGCUGGGUUUUAGAGGCCAGGAUCCAGCCUGAGGCUGAUCAGCUAAAUUGCUAUUUUUAGUCCCACAGCCUAAGCCCAAGUAGUCGGACCCAGGCCAGCCGCAGCUGUGCUGCAGCUCUUUCAUUGCAGAGUCAAUGUAGCCUGAGGUCUUCUAUCACUGUGUAGCUGUCAGGCUUGCAUGCGCUAUGCCGCCAUAUUAAAAGUCCCUAAGAAAUUAUAGUUAAAUAUGGGUUAAACAGUGUACUCGACCCUUUUCUAUAUUAACUAGGAAUUGCCAGCCUGGAUUAGCAGCAAGGUCCAGCUCAUCUAGGGUCCUGUCACCAACAAUGGCCAGUACCAGAUACUUUGAGGUGGAGUGGGGGAGGGAGACAACACAACACUGCAGGAGGCAGUUGUGGGAUAAUCUUUAAUAGUUAGAGACUGGAUUUAGCCCUGAAGCAGGAGGUUUAAUAUUGUUAGCAGUAACUAAUCUGGUGGCUCCUGUUACCCAUUAACUGGCCAAUGACUCCUCUAAGGUAUUUAGGUGCCUAGCUGCUUCAUUAGAUGCCUAACACCUCCAUUUAGGAGCCACUGACUUUUUUCAAAACUGCCACUCUGCUGCUAUCUAACCCUAAGUCCUGUAGGUGCCUAUGAGUCCUCCGAUCAGCAUUCACAAACCACCUCAGCCCACAGGUCACCCCCCCAGCUAACAUGCAGUUUAGGCUGCGUGUCCCCAUCUUGUCAGUGGGGCCUGCUCCCAUAGGCAUGCACUGACCAUGUAGCUGGGGGUGGGUGGGUAGGGUGGGGCUGGAUGCAGGCCACU